Molecule: messenger RNA, 2550 nt
Organism: Anas platyrhynchos (mallard)
Lineage: Eukaryota; Metazoa; Chordata; Aves; Anseriformes; Anatidae
Product: polymeric immunoglobulin receptor-like
Cellular component (GO): cell surface
Molecular function (GO): signaling receptor activity
Source: RefSeq, a predicted model, not a curated record
GGCUCCCUGCACAGAGCCUGGCCUCUCUGCCACCACGCCUUGAGGGGACUUUGGGCAAGGGCCUGGGCAGGGGGCACCUGGGGAGCACAGAGGGAAGGGCAGGGCCACAGCAAAGGACCUGCCCCAUCUCCCAAGCCUCGGAAUGGCCAAAGGAGUGCCCCGUUGACAGGGGCCAAGCGAGAGCAGCAAAUGUGCCUCUGGCGUCAGGACGGGCCGUGCUCUGCUCCCUGCCACUUCCCCAAAUGAAUCCUGAGCUGCUCUUGUUAUUCAGUGUUGUUGCAAAACACUGGUGAAGGACUUCCGUGGAAAGGCGAGACCUCACGGCACUUCCUCCAGCGGCGUCAGUGGGAGGCAGGAGGGCUCACUGGGCAGACGCGUUGCAACGGGGCACGUUGGGGAGGCCAUGGAUCUGCGAGUCGUCCUCCUGCUGCCGCUCUGCUUCCCAGGUCUCCAAGCCCAAACAAUUCAGAAGCUGAGCCAGCGCGAAGGAAGCAACCUCUCUGUGCUGUGUCAUUACACAGCAGAGGAUGAGUACCGGGAACUGAAGUCCUGGUGCCGCUGGACAGAUCAAGGAUGUCAGCUUCAAGUGGCAACAAGCGGCACAAGAACACACUUCUACACAUACCGGGCCAGACAGGGGCACUUUACCAUAAAGGAUGACCCCAUACACAAGAAUUUUUCCAUCACCAUGACUGACCUCCAGGUAGAGGAUUCAGGCACAUAUUACUGUGCUUACAGUCAAAGCUAUGUUUUACUGAAGAGGAUCUCACUGAAUGUUUUCAAGGAGUUUCACAAGCUGGAGUUGGACAGUCUCUCUGUGCAGUGCCCAUACCAUACCCUGGGCUACCGCUCCGAAAGAAAAGCCUGGUGCCGAGCUGUAGGUCAGACUGGCAGGUGUGAACUCGUGGUGAGCACAGAUACCACUUACACACGGGGUAUCAGCAAAGGCAAGGAAGGCAGAGCCUCGAUCCAGGAUGACACCCAGAAUAGGACCGUCACCAUCACCAUGGAGAAGCUGCAGGCACAGGACUCUGCCGUGUACUGGUGUGCAUUCUACACGCCCAACGCAACCAUUAAUUUCACCCCGAUAAUGGAGGUCCGGCUCUCUGUGGCCAAGCGUCUCCAAGCCCAAACACCUGGGGAGCUGAGCCAGCGCGAAGGAAGCAACCUCUCUGUGCUGUGUCCUUACCCAGCAGAGCGUGAGUACCGGGAUCUGAAGUCCUGGUGCCGCUGGAUAGAUCAACGAUGUCAGCUUCAAGUGGCAAUAAUCGCACAAGUACUAUACGCGCACACAGAACGAGCCAACCAGGGGUACAUUACCAUACAGGAUGACCCCAUACACAGGAAUUUUUCCAUCACCAUGACUGACCUCCAGGUAGAGGAUUCAGGCACAUAUUACUGUGCUUAUAGGAAAGGCUGGGAAAGCUAUGUUCCACUGAAGUGGAUCUCACUGACUGUUUUCAAGGAGUUGCACAAGCUGGAGUUGGACAGUCUCUCUGUGCAGUGCCCGUACCGUAAACUGGGCUAUAGCUCUGGAAGAAAAGCCUGGUGCCGAUAUCCAGGUCAGACUGGCACAUGUGAUCUUGUGGUGAGCACAGAUUUCCCGAACACACUGAGCAUCAGCAAAGCCCAGAAAGGCAGAGCCUGGAUCCAGGAUGACACCCAGGAAAGGACCAUCACCAUCACCAUGGAGAAGCUGCAGGCACAGGACUCUGGUGUGUACUGGUGUGCACUCUACAGGCCCUACACAUCCAUUCCAUUCACCCGGAUAAUGGAGGUCCGGCUCUCUGUGGCCAAGCGACCAGCUGCAACAACGUUGUCAGUCACUACAGGCACCAGUCAAAAUUACCGUCCUGGCAACAGCACACAGGCAGGCCAAGGUGUAAGCACCUACAUCAUAAUAUCCACAGUCCUGUACCUCCUGCUCAUCCCGGUAGUUAUUAUCUUGAUAACAUUGUGCAUCAGGCACCACAGAAAGCUGAAGAGAAGAGGUAACAGGCAAGCAGAGGACAUCUAUGACAAACCAGAGGACACAACGCAGCUUGAGAGCACUGAAAGAAUGGAAACUCCCAAGGAUGACAGCAAAGACCUAAAAUAUGUUACCCUGGACUUUAAAUCCCAACGCAGCCCUGAGGAAUCUCUCUACUGUAACGUUGAACCGGAUCAGGCUCCCAAGAACCCCAAAGAUGAAAAUGUGGAAUAUGCUAUCAUUGCACGUAGUUAAUGGAAAAAAAAAAAAAAAAAAAAAAAAGAAGCACAGAACCCCACAACAAUCCAGCAACAGGAGGAAAGAACUGGAAAAAGAACUGGAAUAGAAAGUGGGAAUGGGGAGUAGAAAAUGUGUGCAUGGACACGAGGGAAAGAGCUAUGGUUUUGCUGUCAUGUGUAUGUUGCCUAUGCAUUCUAAGACCUCUCUCCUAUUAGAGGCCAGUAGUGAAUUUCGUCACAAGUAUGCAGAUUCUCUCAGGCCAGACAGAGGUGCUGGUUAAUUCUCAGGAUCCCUUGCACGUUUGCUUUUUUUGAUUCUAUUAAAAUGCAGACUCUUAUGGA